AUGGACAGCCGUGGAGAGCCGAUUCGGGCCAUCUUCGUAACAAUUCUGAUCUGUUGGAUGGGAAUUCUUAUCGCCGUCAUCGAAAACAUCACUGCACUAAUCACUCAAUUCUUCCUGAUGUGCUAUUUGGGCGUGAACACCGCAUGCGCUUUGCAGUCUCUGCUCAAAUCACCCGGUUGGAGACCUUCAUUCCGGUAUUUCCAUUGGUCACUGUCGAUGUUGGGCGCAUUCCUGUGUGUGGCAGUGAUGUUCAUCUCGGCAUGGCACUUUGCACUAGUCGCCAUCUUCAUCGGUGCAGCCGUCUACAAGUAUAUUGAGUAUGCAGGAGCCGAGAAAGAGUGGGGAGACGGUAUUCGAGGUCUUGGCCUCAGUGCUGCCAGGUUUGCCUUGCUCAACGUCGACCCCAAACCCCAGCACAGUCGAAACUGGCGGCCACAAUUACUGGUU
This is a messenger RNA of Ostertagia ostertagi, 447 nucleotides long. NCBI's taxonomy places the organism in Eukaryota, Metazoa, Nematoda, Chromadorea, Rhabditida, Trichostrongylidae. The record is from the annotation of a GenBank genome assembly.